CACGCGGAGAGAAAUAUGGAUUAUGUGUUGGUUAACGAGAACCCAAUUGUUUACCCGAAGAGAAAACGGCGUGAUCGUACUAAUGAGAGCAAUACCGAUGAGUAUUCAGUAGAACCAAUAGAUCAGCUCGAGAUUUUUGAUCAUAUAAGAGAUAUCAAAGAUCCAGAGCAUCCUGAGUCUUCUCUGGAACAGCUCCAAGUGUUAACAGAAGAAUCGGUAAAAGUUGAUGAUGAUAAGAAUUACGUAAGAAUUACAUUCACUCCAACUCUUCCACAUUGUCAUUUGCCAACAUGA
Molecule: messenger RNA, 294 nt
Organism: Eutrema salsugineum
Lineage: Eukaryota; Viridiplantae; Streptophyta; Magnoliopsida; Brassicales; Brassicaceae
Product: protein AE7
Exons: 1
Coding region: 16-294 (92 amino acids)
Biological process (GO): iron-sulfur cluster assembly
Source: RefSeq, a predicted model, not a curated record